AUGCUUAGAAUACCGCUCAAGUGCCAGCCGAUCAAACGAUACAUGUCUGAACAGGUAAAGUUCGGUACCAAGGGUGUUUCCCGGGUGGUCACUUUGACAAGACCCGAAAAGCUCAACGCUUUAUCAACAGAAAUGUGCUCACAGAUGAUCCCCACACUUGUGGAAUUCAGUAAGAGCAAUGUGAAUAAUCUGGUGUUGAUCAAGUCGUCGAGCUCUCCAAAGGCCUUUUGCGCUGGAGGAGACGUAGCCACGGUUGCGCUACAAAACAUGGCAGGAAAUAAGGACAAAUCGUUGGAGUUUUUCCAGCAGGAAUACUCUUUGAACAUGCUUCUAGCGACCUACAACCGCCCCGUAGUCGUUUUGAUGGAUGGUAUCACCAUGGGCGGCGGUGUGGGCCUCGCUACCCACGUACCUUUCCGCAUAGCAACUGAAAAUACCAAGUGGUGCAUGCCAGAAACAGACAUUGGAUUUUUCCCCGAUGUGGGGACCACAUUCUCGUUGCCGCAGCUCUCUACCGUGGGUGGUACCAAGGGCCAGCUGGCACUAUAUCUCUGUUUGACCGGGGAUCUCUUAUCUGGCAUCGACGUUUACAUGGCCGGCUACGCCUCACAUUACGUUCCCAGCUCUAACUUAGAGGAUCUUCAGGCAAGACUUGGUGAACUACCGGUGCACAACGACUCCGAGGAUAUAUGGGAGAUCACCGGGAAGGCUGUUGAGGAAUUUUCCGUUGCGAUCCCAGAAGACUACCAAUUUAAGUAUUCUAAUGCUCAGCUGAACGUUGUGGAGUCCUGCUUUGAUCUGGACACCGCAGGUAACGCCAAGGGUGUAAGAACCGCUCUGGAAAAGGUUAUAAAUUCUACAUCGGCUGCUCCUGAGGAAAAGGAGUUUGCCCGUGUCACGUUGGGAAAACUCGACACCAAGAGUGGUGUCUCGUUACAGGUGGCUUUGGAGCAGUUCCGCCGCAACAAAGACUCGGAUAUCGAGUCAUCUCUCAAGCAAGACCUGGUCACUGCGUCUAACAUGUGUGAGGACGUGAUUUCUGAGUUUUCUGCCGGAACAAAACACAAGCUGGUCGACAAGAAUAAAACUCCAUAUGCGUGGAGCAAAUCCGCUUUGACCGUAGACGAACUCUCCCGUCUGGUGUCUCCUCGUGCUUCGAAUCCUGCGUCGUUGCUCAACAACCUGACCGAUGCGGUCACGUGGAAGAAGUAUCCGUUCCAUUCCAAGUUUAUGCUACCCACAGAGCAGCAACUCAAGGACUACAUUACGGGAAACGACAAUUCGGGAAGAUCCCUGGCCGUGUCCCGUCAUGAGGUGGUCAAGUAUUUCUCCCAGUACAACGCUUCGUCCAGAGGCAAGUCCGGAGUUCAAUAUCUGUGCAAUCAAAUUUGUCGCAGAAAGUGCACUGAGGGCGAUGCUGGAGAGCUUCACUGGAAAGAAAAAGCAUUAACUUAG
Messenger RNA from Lachancea sp. 'fantastica', 1455 nucleotides. Lineage: Eukaryota; Fungi; Ascomycota; Saccharomycetes; Saccharomycetales; Saccharomycetaceae. The record is from the annotation of a GenBank genome assembly.